AUGCCACGUCGCCCUCGCGCAUUGCCGAGCGCGCCGCAUUGCCCCGUCCACGGCUGCUCGAAUCUCCCGGGCGAGGUUCCGCCCGCGCACGCGCCGAUGCUCCGUCACGCCGCGCGCGUCGCGUUCGCCGCGGCGCGGCGCCCACCCGCCGCGGCGCACGAAUCCCUCGCCCCCCGCGCGUUGUCCACGAGUAAGGGUUCCCUCGACGAGAAGGCCCCCGCGAACGCGGCGGAGGACUCCGCCGCCGCGCGAAGAGCGACCGCGGAAAAGUUAGCGGCGAAGGACGUGCAGAGCUGGAGCAGCCCGCUGUUCUCGCACGUCGAGGUGGACGUCGACGACGGGCGCGCCAUCCCGCGGUGGGCGAACUACGUCUUCGUCGCCGCCGUCGUCGCCGUGUUCGGGUACUGCGGUCACUUCGCGUACCAAGGCGAGACGAGGAAAGCGGAGGCGAGGGAGAGGGCGCGAUCGCAGACGGAGGAGCGCGCGCGCCGUGCCAUCGACGGCGGCGCGCUGAGGGAGCACCGAACGCGGAGCUUCCUCGACCCCGGAGAGGGAGACGACGACCCGUUCGACGGGCUGUCGCCGGAGGAGAUCGCCAAAUUAGCAGAGGGGGAGGGGAAGCGAGAGACCGAGGGCGGGGCGUAG
This is a messenger RNA of Micromonas pusilla CCMP1545, 645 nucleotides long. RefSeq lists its product as uncharacterized. The coding region runs from base 1 to 645 and encodes 214 amino acids. The record is from RefSeq and is a predicted model, not a curated record. The transcript has a single exon. Lineage: Eukaryota; Viridiplantae; Chlorophyta; Mamiellophyceae; Mamiellales; Mamiellaceae.